ACCAUAGGGUUAUUGAAUAAUAUUGUGCCAUACAGCUACAUGCACUUAACCAACGCAUCCUAAUAUGCAACGUAUAUUAAAGUCUAUUCAAUUUUAUACGAGUAAAUAGAGUUUUAGACGUCAACUGAAAAGCCAAACACUCACCAGUUUAAGUCACAGUUUAAAUCAUAUACAGUACAGUUCAGACUCUGCACUCGCACAGAUGCUGUCACUGAAGACUCACUCUCAUUUGGAAAAACUUGAAAAUCUUAUCGUGACGCAGACGCAUGACUGUAAUCUCUGCUGAGUGUUCACUGCACACAGACAGCACUGAUGCCUGGCUCAGACUAGUCACUCUGUGGCUACUCAUUGGACAGCACUUCUCGGCAGGUAAUUAAUUUAUUGUGUCAUUGUAUUGUAUUGUAUUGUAUUUAGCUUCAACUUUGAUCUUUGAAUUAAUCUCAUCUGAUUAAGUGUAAAAUAAUUUAAAUAUAUGUACAAUGCAGUAUAUUCAGUUACACAGCAGUUUAUAAGUCACACACUUAGUAUCUCAGACUUGGUAGUUUGCAGUAUUAGAUAAAACCUUUAAAAGAAGGGUUUUGUUCAAUGCUGUUAAAUGUUGUUAAUAAAUUAAAUAUAUAUUAACUUGGUUUUCACCCUAGGAUACUGUGCAAGCAUCAUAAAUAUACACAGAGUGAGAGGAGUGAACGUGUAACAAAACCAGUUUGAUAAACAUCAGAAUGAGUGGAAUGACUGAACCCCUCCGCCAACCUUUAUCACAGUUUCACUGCAUGUUGAACCUUAAUAACAACAAUAUUACUACUACUAUUACUGCAAGUAAUAAUACUGCACUUAUCUGCACUUAAGUAUGGAAGAGGCUCAAUCUCUGCUGCGGUCAGAGGAACACAGAAACAAGGUUGCUCACCCUGUGGGAUCCAAGGGGGUGGAAGACUUCAGGCGUAGACUGAAAUACUUCUUCAUGAACCCCUGUGAGAAAUACAGAGCCAGAGGUCGUAAACCAUGGAAGCUGAUGAUACAGAUAGUGAAAAUAGCCAUCAUCACAAUUCAGUUAGUGACUUUUGGUCUGAGCAAUGAAAUGAUGGUGACCUUCAAAGAUGAGAAUCUGAUGGCCUUCAGACAUCUGUUCCUGAAAGGAUAUAAAGAUCAUGGGCUUGGAACCUAUGUGCUUUAUACAAAGGCAGAUGUCUAUGAUCGCAUCUACUACAUCAUCGACCGGUUCUUAGGAAUCCAGAACCUGACUGUUGGCAACCUUGCCUACGAGAGGGUGAAUGGACAGUUUACUCCUCUGUCUCUGUGUCAGGAAUUUUACAGAAACAGCAGCAUUGAUCCGGGCAAUGAGACCUUUGAUAUUGAUCCACAUAUUGAUAAAGACUGUAUUUCUGUGUACCCCGGGGAGUCAACUGAAAACAACAAUUUGGCCUCACCAUUCAACUUAUCCUUAGAUUUCAAAAGACUGCUGUCGGUGAACGUCUACCUAACACUGAAAACUAUCAAUCUGCAGACAGUGCGGCACAACGAGCUACCAGAUUGUUAUGACUUUCAUACCAUGAUAAUGUUUGACAACCGUGCACACAGUGGAAAGAUACAGGUUGAUGUAGAAUAUGAUGUCAGAAUCUAUGAGUGCAGGGAAUGGAGUGUGGAAGGCACUUCUGGGAAGAUUGAUUAUCUUCUCUUGUGGUUUGACUCUGUGGUCAUCCUCGCCUGUUUCACUUCUCUUCUCCUCUGCACACGAUCUGUCAUCAAAGGUGUCCAACUACAGUUUGAGUUUACCUCAUUCUUCCAUUCACACUAUAAUAAAGAUGUCACUUGGGCAGACCGCAUGGAGUUUGUGAAUGGCUGGUAUAUUCUCAUCAUUGUUAGCGACACACUGUCCAUCACUGGGUCAGGGCUCAAAAUUGGAAUACAAACUAAGUUUAUGACAGACUAUGAUGUGUGCAGCAUCCUGCUGGGAACAGCCACUAUGCUGGUCUGGGUCGGUGUGAUCCGGUACCUAGGUUUCUUUAAGAAGUACAAUAUUUUGAUUUUAACCCUGAGAGCGGCGUUCCCAAAUGUAAUUCGGUUCUGCUGCUGUGCCGUCAUGAUCUAUCUCGGCUACUGCUUCUGUGGUUGGAUUGUUCUUGGUCCUUAUCAUGACAAAUUUCGGACAUUGGACAGGGUCACAGAGUGUCUUUUUUCACUCAUCAAUGGUGAUGACAUGUACGCCACCUUCCUGCACAUGAGAGAUAAAAGCUACAUGGUGUGGCUUUUCAGCAGAAUCUACCUCUACUCCUUCAUCUCACUCUUCAUCUACAUGGUGCUCAGUCUCUUUAUCGCCCUCAUCACUGACACCUACGAGACCAUCAAGGUCAGUGUAAAUCAACAUCAUCAGCAAGAUAAGUUGCCAGUGUCCCAGCUUCAGGCCUUCAUAGCAGAGUGCAGGGACCAGCCUGAGUCUGGGAGAUAUCAGAGUGACGAAGAAUCAGAAGAAUCCUGCUGCUUUGGAUGAAGUGAGGACAGUUCAUAUAUGUAUUUGGUUCUAAGAGAUCAGCAAUUUUAAAAAGCAAAUUGUAAAAAGGGCAGCAAUUGCCCCUUUAUCCCUACAAAAUUAUUUUUUUAUAUAUUAAUGACCUAUAAUUACUUCUAAAGUCCACUUAAAGCUAGAUUUUCCUUUCGAAACCUCUUUUUUUGUGUAAAAUGUGUUGCUAAAUGCUUCAAAGUACAUCGUAACCCUUUAUUCUCUUGAAAUGUACAUUUAUUUUGUUUUCAAUGUCUGUAUUUAUAUAUUGGUGAAUGUUAUUUGUGUUUAUUCUAACUGUCUUGCUUGUCAGAUUGUGACAACUUAAUUUCCAAUAAAUUACAACUUUAUUUU
Messenger RNA from Cynoglossus semilaevis (tongue sole), 2848 nucleotides. RefSeq names its product mucolipin-3-like. The record is from RefSeq and is a predicted model, not a curated record. Gene Ontology annotation, cellular component: lysosomal membrane; plasma membrane. Bases 848 to 2485 code for a protein of 545 amino acids. Lineage: Eukaryota; Metazoa; Chordata; Actinopteri; Pleuronectiformes; Cynoglossidae. The transcript has 12 exons. Gene Ontology annotation, molecular function: NAADP-sensitive calcium-release channel activity.